AUGCACAACUUCACCCAAACAGUACCAAUCAACCCCCUAAUCGACUACUAUUGCAAACUCAUCCUCGACAUUUGUAUGUACCUCUCCAUCUUCAUCGUGCCACUCCUCUUCUACCUAGUUUUCACUCAAUCUAAAUGCAUAAAACGCUACAAAUACUUCCUCAUGAACAAUAUAUUUUGGUGUGUACUACUUACGAUAACCUUUUGGUACUGUAAGAUUCAUUUACACUUCCCAGCGGCUUGUGUCCACUUUGAACCCUUCUUCCCAUCCCUACCCUUCAGUAGCUCUUUUGCCAUGUAUCUGUUCACUAUUGGCAUUGUGAACGUGCUAGCUAGUAUGGCUUGUACUAUAUUGUAUCGGCUUGCACAUGUAAGUGGAAUUUUUAAUCUUUAGGGGAUUUGAAAUGCAGGUUUUUAAAUUUUUAAUUAAAAAUAGCUUUAAAAUUAAUACUUUUUUAAUUUUAAAUUAGGUUUAACUUCCGUAUUGAGACCAACAGAAGGGCAGUGUAUAACAAGGUAGAAAAAACAAAGAAAAACGCGAGAGAUCAGGGCAGCAUGACAAAGCAGAGCAGAGCAGGCAACACAAUUUUAAAUAAGCUUUACUUCUUUAUUAAAAAAUUACAAAAGUUUGUCGUUUUUUAAUACAUGUGCAAGUUGACGACAAGACUUUUUUUGCUUACAUAUUGACAUUUUUAAAAUGAGUUGACAACUAAAAAUUUGUAUAACAUUACAAACAAGUUAAAAUUGUUCACUAAGCCAUAAAGUUACUGUAUCUCACAAAAUUCUAAAACCACACAUUAAAUUUUAUUUGGCCUUAGGCCAAAUAAGUUUAUUAACGCACUUAAAGUAACUGUGACAUUUCUUUUUGUAAGUCAUAGAUCACUUUUUUUAAUUUUUCAAAACUAAUGUUUAAAAAAUGCCAUGCCCUAUCCUAAAAAGUGCCUUGCCUUGCUUAAAAAUGUCAUGUUUUACUCAAAAAUGUAACGUGCUUUACUCAAAGAAGUGGAACACCCUACGCAAAAAAUUUCAUGCCUACUCAAAAAUAGCCAUGUUUUGCUUAAAAACGUACUUUGCUUCACUCAAAAAAGCUAUGCCCUACUCAAAAAGUGAAAUGCUCUACCUAAAUUUACAAAAAAUAGUCUGAAAAAGUAAAAAAAAGUCUUGUCGUCAAUUUACAUUGGCUUGCACAAUAAAAAAAGACAAGACUUUUCUUGCUUUGAAAAUAGUAAAAGAACAAAAAAAUUGAAAAUUUUUUUUAAUUUAAAAAAAAUUCAAAAUUUAAUUCCUCUUAUUUUCAGGCCCAAAUGGGAAGCCUACAGUACCACUUGGACAAUUCCAAGCGUUUCUACAUUGGCUUCGCUAUGUUCCAAGUGAUAGCCUCUAUCAGUUUCAUGGGCUCACUCCGUGCCAUUCAAAUCACAGACCCAGCUGAAGCUGAUGCCGAGCUAGCACUUCGUGUACCUCAUCUCCAGAACUCGACCGUGCCUUUUAUUUGUGUAGCCAGUGGAUUCCCGGCUAUUUUCAUUAGUUUCGGCGCUUCAAUGCUACUCAUACUGUUUGCCAUUGUUGGUGGUGUUAUGUUGAUCAUGUUGCACAAGAAGCUGAUGUCGAACAAAGUUAGGCUUAGCGAGAGGACGGCCAAACUUCAGUUCAUGUUGUUCUACGCGUUGAGUGUGCAGAUAGUCAGUUACUAUGUCUUCGAGUUGUUUCCAUUAAUAUUCGACUGCCUCGGCUUUACCGUGGGAUUUGUGCACGGUGAAGCGGUUACAUUGAUUAUGGAGGCGUUGACAUCUGUUCACAGUAUUGUGGAUUACAUAUGUAUCAUCUACUUUAUCGUGCCGUACCGUCGAGCUGUGGUGAAGAUGGCUAGAAGGUUGACUAGGCAGAAGAUUGGUCCAAGGAGACAAUCGACCUUCUCUUCUGGUGUAUCUGAUGCCAAAUCCAACUUUGACUUACAUCGGAGAAUGUCCAAAUUUACUAGAUUUUAA
Bursaphelenchus okinawaensis is the source of this 1987-nucleotide messenger RNA. The record is from the annotation of a GenBank genome assembly. NCBI's taxonomy places the organism in Eukaryota, Metazoa, Nematoda, Chromadorea, Rhabditida, Aphelenchoididae.